Messenger RNA from Suillus bovinus, 1728 nucleotides. RefSeq names its product acid protease. Bases 269 to 1507 code for a protein of 412 amino acids. The transcript is spliced from 8 exons. Gene Ontology annotation, molecular function: aspartic-type endopeptidase activity. Gene Ontology annotation, biological process: proteolysis. NCBI's taxonomy places the organism in Eukaryota, Fungi, Basidiomycota, Agaricomycetes, Boletales, Suillaceae. The record is from RefSeq and is a predicted model, not a curated record.
UUUGUUUCAGACAAUCUGGAUCAAGAAGAAACGACUGCUGUCUUUCUAGUAUGUGGUAUACGGCCUAACUAGGGGAAACUCGUUACCGUUCGUGAGCCUUGUGGUGUUCGCAUCCAACAGGUCCUAGCGAAGGUUAUGCAAUGCCGGAUUCUCUGUUGCGCCACAGUACCCACGCACUGCUGCAGUAGGUCGUGGUAUUAACGGCUAUAUGGGUUUUGUGUUCAUCCCACCUCAUAUUGCUGCCCAUAGGCACAUACUUUUGGUAUAAAUGGGUUGUCGGCUCCAUCACCCAUGCAAACGGGUAAAAAUCUCCGCCAUAGUCAUCAUGCAGCGAUCGUUCUCCGCCCUUCUGUUUUCAGUUAUCGUCGCGGCCAGCAUGUCUACUUCGUGGGCCUUGGUCACCAUCCCAUUGACAAAGCUCGAGCGUACUGGGCCGUACCUUCAAGGGUCUCCACAUGCUGAUCGUGCGCGAGCGUCGCUCUUUAAGAUAGCCAGUGACCCAAAGACCGUCCCAGCUUCAAACCUGGCAUAUGUACAGUACACCACGAGUGUUGGUGUCGGCAGUCCCCCCACCUACUACAAUUUAGUCAUUGACACGGGGAGUUCCAACACUUUUGUCGGAACGGGCAAAAAGUAUGUCCGUACACCAACUAGUGUCCCCACUGGACAGAAUAUCAAUAUCGUCUAUGGGACCGGAUUUAUCAAUGGUAUCGAAUAUAAGGACACAGUAACUCUCGCACCCGGCUUCGUCAUCACAGGUCAAUCUAUCGGUGAUGCUCUUAAAUUCGCAAAAUUUGACGGCGUUGACGGCAUGAUUGGCAUUGGGCCAACUGAUCUCACGAAGGGCCGACUCUCUCCUGAUACUGGCUUGACUCCAACCCUCAUGGAUAAUGCUUUGAAGCAGGGUCUGAUCAAAAAUGACAUUUUUGGUAUUUCAUUCGCACCAGCAAAGACUUACAAUGACACUAAUGGAGCGAUUACAUAUGGUGGUAUUGAUCAUGCUCUUCACACCGGUGAAAUAACCUACGCUCCAAUUACCAAGACUCUCCCCGCAGCGAACUCCUGGGGCAUCAACGUAACUUCCUUGACAUAUGGCACGCACACCGUUAUUCCUCAGUCAACCGCCGGCAUAGUCGACACGGGCACUGCCAUGAUCCUACUUGCGAAAGAUUUCCUUGCCAGGUACUUAGACGCCAUUCCCGGAUCCCACCUCGACAUUAUUGACACUGGCCUCGUUGUCAUCCCCUCUUCCUCCAUCGCACACAUGCAACCCCUUAACUUUACGAUCAAUGGUCGCGUGUUCAGUAUGGAUACAGCUGCACAAUUGAUCCCAUUGAACCAGAACACCGCUUUGGGUGGUAAGGCUGGCGUACAAUACGGCGUCAUCAGUAGCCUCGAUGGUAACAGCGGUGAAGGCUUAGACUUCAUCAUCGGUCAGAAGUUCUUGGAGAAGUUUUAUGUUGUCUUCGACGCCGAUGUGAACCGCAUUGGCCUUGCGUACACGUGAGUCAGCUCGACCUGAUGUUCAAGCGGGGUUGGAUGUUGAUGUAUUUGGACUAGUAAGCACACCUUCUCGACGUACUUGCCUUGAGUUGCCAAGCACGAACAUCUGAGGAAGGAGAUUGUUCUCAACACGCUUGGUUUGUGUUGCAGGCUGUCUGAGUGUCAAGCACAGGGAUUGGCAGCGAGUAGUUUUCUGCUGUGACUCGUAGCGCAAGAUCUCAAAGU